Molecule: messenger RNA, 2497 nt
Organism: Paraphaeosphaeria sporulosa
Lineage: Eukaryota; Fungi; Ascomycota; Dothideomycetes; Pleosporales; Didymosphaeriaceae
Product: HET-domain-containing protein
Exons: 1
Coding region: 276-2381 (701 amino acids)
Source: RefSeq, a predicted model, not a curated record
AUUCGAACUCGGGGCUGAAGAGGAGUUUCAAAAGCAGGCGCUCCCUUUGCUCCUGCAUCCAUAUGCAUUUUGAACCUGUCAAAACCAUUUGAACAGCCAAUACUCGCAAAUCUUCUCAGUGCAGUGGUAGAGCAGACAAUUCGCCUACAACGCAAGGUCGUUACUCUGCAGCUCAGUGUGUCACCCAAGGUAUCCACAGGCCCGCUGUAUUCAAAUAUUUGCAUUGUUGCGGUAGACUCGCAAGAAUACGACCCGGGCCUUCGCAAGCAUUCAAAAUGUCGCACCAACCAGUGGAAGAAGCUAGGAAUGCAAUGGCAUAUGAUAUGAAACUCCUCUAUCGACCACUUGAGAUGGAUGAAAUUCGACUUGUCACCAUCGAGGCUGCUCAGACCACAGACCGCAAGGAAACCAUCCGAUGCUCGCUCCGUCAUUACCCCUUCGCUUUGCCUCUGUCCUCUGAAGCUGUUCCGCGGUAUGACUGGGGGGACUACAUUGCGCUCUCAUACUGUUGGGGAUGGGAUGCUCGAAACCCGUCUUGCCAGAUCAACAUAGAUGGCCAUCUCUGCAACGUCACUGAAAGCCUGGAGGCCGCGUUACAAACACUUCGUGGUGCACAAACCACAACAACGAUCCCCGUCAAGUUCUGGGUGGACGCAUUGUGCAUAAAUCAGUCCGAUUCGGAGGAAGUCAAAGCAGAGAUCCUCCGGAUGAGAGAUAUAUACGGUCAAGCGGCGAGUGUAUAUGUUCACCUUGGAGCGGAGUCCGAAGACAGCGAUCUCGGGUUCAAAUUCAUGUACAAAACAUCAAAGGCGCUCUCUCAGAGCGUGGAGAGCGUGGUUCAAGAGCUGUUCAACAAAAGAAUGUCAGCCACGGAUCUGGAAAAGAAAGCUUAUAUAGCGAUGCUGAGGCUCUUGAAUCGUCCUUAUUGGCAAAGGGUGUGGGUGUUGCAAGAGAUGGCCAUGAGUCGAGGGAGCUUAACUGUUGCCUGUGGAGUUUCGGAAAUGUAUCUGGAGGACAUCCUGCCCGUAUCAAGAUUUGUGAGUCUGAACGCCGAGAGCAUACUCAUAUUACUUGGAUUCGCGCCAGAGGCGGUGCAGUUACUCGGCAUGUCUAUCACGCUUCAUUGUUAUACAUCAAUGUGGGCGACCCGAGGAAGAAAGGAUCGUACUCUGCAACGAACUGCUUUAGAGCCGAGAGCAAAAUACCUUGAUCUUCGCCAGCCGCUACUCACGCUCGCCCAGAGCGCUCAGGCGACCAAACCGCACGAUAAUGUAUAUGGGCUGCUCGGUAUCGUGCCAGCACCUAUUCGCGACGAAAUGUCCUCGUACAUCGAUUAUAAUCUGCCAAUUGCCACAGUAUUCACAGCUUUCUCGAAAGCAAUCAUCACUUUUACUGAAGACUUGGACGUUAUCUUCGCAAAAAGCUUUGCCCAAACCAUGGCGCCAAGCUGGGCGACAGAUUGGAGCCUGGUGAUUGACCGCGCUACAUUCCCGCACGAUUGGGUGUUUUACAAUUACGACCAGUUCGACGGCGCAUAUGAUGAUUUGCAGAAAGUCAUCGAAUCCUCAUCUUUCUAUCGUGCUGACGGGGGCCGUAAGCUUAAAUUUUCGUUCAUACCCAGCAACAGUCCCGAUCUCCUUUUGCUCAAAUGUUCUGGUAUAUCCAUAGGAGAAAUAGAUGGCUUAGGGCUCCCUUUGACAACAGCACCCGUCCCAUUAACCCGUACUGAACCCAUCCAACCCAAUUCCACGCUCAACCCGUACGGCGACGACCAGGCCGUCGCUCGUGCUCUCAUACACACCCUCUUUGGCAACCCUACUUGGGGCGAUACGGUUGGCGCUGCUCUCUUUCGCAUCCCAUGGAUUGCACAGCGAGAAAAUCCGGUCGAUUAUUUCACAUCGGACGGACAACUUAACCUGACCAAAGAUGACAUAGAGCGAUUCACGCAGUUGCGCGCUCGCGGGUGGGAAACCGCCCUUGGCAACAAUUUCUUCAUGUUCGAGUUUUGGCGACGAACCAUGAGUCAGUUCCGCAUAGGGGGGAAACGCUUCCAGGACUACUUCGAUACAGAGGUUGUAGACUGUUCGUACCCAUCCGUGCGUAUAAAGCUCGAUGUGGCGACGGUGAUGGGCGCUCACGGUUCGCGAUGCUUGAUUACCCUGGACACAGGGCACUUUGGACUGGCGCCGCAUCACGUCGAACGAGGAGAUCAGGUGUUUGUCUUGCAGGGGUCAUCUUUGCCGCUUGUACUGCGGCCUGUUGGGGAGACGGGUCAGUUCAGAGUUAUCGGUGAGUGCUUUGUCGAUGGGUAUUGGAACGGGGAGGCCUUUGAUGGGGCGGAGAGGGGAGGUUUUGAGAUCGAAGAGGUUGUCCUUUGCUGAGUGUACGACAACGCAAAUUUCGGCAAUAUCAAGCGUUAUUCGCUCUCAUUUUACAAACUCUCUGUCAUUGUAGCCCAAGUAGCCAUCGCCAUACUAGAACAACAUUACAUUGCGGC